This is a messenger RNA of Dendrobium catenatum, 2208 nucleotides long. RefSeq names its product coatomer subunit delta-2. The record is from RefSeq and is a predicted model, not a curated record. The coding region runs from base 245 to 1810 and encodes 521 amino acids. Gene Ontology annotation, biological process: Golgi localization; endoplasmic reticulum to Golgi vesicle-mediated transport; retrograde vesicle-mediated transport, Golgi to endoplasmic reticulum. Gene Ontology annotation, cellular component: COPI vesicle coat; cytosol. NCBI's taxonomy places the organism in Eukaryota, Viridiplantae, Streptophyta, Magnoliopsida, Asparagales, Orchidaceae. The transcript has 13 exons.
UCUUAUAAGAUCGAUCGAGUUACAUACUUCACAAAUGAGGGAUAUCGGCUGUCACUAACCGCGCAGAUCUGCGACUUUUUUUUAUGGAAAAUUUGAUUACAGAAUGUUAAAAUAUAUCGGACGCUGCUACAUGUUUAUUUGGGAAGAAUUGGUGGUUAUUUUGUUGAUAAUGCUUUAGCGCCAGAAAUUAAGACAAUCUACCUCCAGCUGUACCGUCAAUAGUCGCUUCUCUCAUUAGUUAAAAAUGGUGGUUCUUGCAGCAUCCAUCAUAAGCAAAUCUGGAACGGCACUUGUCUCAAGGCAGUUUGUAGACAUGUCACGAAUUAGAAUUGAAGGACUACUUGCAGCAUUCCCAAAGUUGGUUGGAUCAGGAGGAAAGCAACACACAUUUGUAGAGACUGAGAAUGUUCGAUAUGUGUAUCAACCCAUAGAAGCUCUCUAUCUGCUUCUUAUUACUAACAAGCAGAGUAAUAUUGUUGAAGAUCUUGGAGCUUUAACUUUGCUGGCUAAACUUAUUCCUGAAUAUUCGCCUUCUUUAGAUGAAGAGGGAGUUUGCAAGGCAGCUUUCGAGCUGUUAUUUGCUUUUGAUGAAACUAUUUCUCUUGGUUACAAGGAAAAUGUGACAGUUGCACAAGUAAAGCAGUAUUGUGAGAUGGAGAGUCAUGAAGAGAGACUGCACAAGCUGGUAAUGCAAAGUAAGAUUAAUGAAACUAAGGAUGUCAUGAAGCGAAAAGCCAGUGAGAUUGAUAAAAACAAGCUUGAUAAAAGCAAAGGUGAUAAAGGAGGCUUUAUGUCUCUGUCUGGUUCAAAAAAUUUCAGUGAUUUGACUCUAUCUAGUAGUGGUGCUGGCUUUGGAAGUGGUUCUGGACUUGAAGUUAGCACAGUAGAUUCGGAUUCCUAUUCUAGCAAGUUUAAAGGUCGUCAUGCAGCACCUACUACUGCUACCUCAAAGGGCCUUGGUAUGCAACUAGGCAAAACACAACGUGCCAGCCAACUCAUGCAGUCUCUACAAGCUGAAGGGGAAGUGAUCCUUGAUGAUGUGCCACCUACUGUUGGUCAAGCCAAAUCAUCCCUUCCACCAACAGAUCCUAUCACAUUGAUCAUUGAAGAAAAGCUUAAUAUUAUUACGAAAAGAGAUGGUGGCGUCACCAAUUUUGAUGUACAAGGCACUCUGUCCCUGCAGAUUCGUAAUCAGGAAGAUGGCCUUAUCCAAUUUCAGAUUGAAAACCAAGACAUACCUGGCCUCAACUUUAAAACCCAUCCUAACAUCAACAAGGAACUAUUCAAUAACCGCCAUAUUAUUGGCUUGAAGGAUCCAAAUAGACCAUUCCCCACUGGUCAAAAUGAUGUUGGCCUGAUGAAGUGGAGAAUCCAGGGCAUGAACGAGUCUUCAUUGCCGUUGACUGUUAAUUGCUGGCCUUCAGUUUCUGGAAGAGAGACUUCUGUUAACAUAGAGUAUGAAGCUACUGAGAGGUUUGACUUGCAAAAUGUGGUGAUAUCCGUUCCUCUUCCUGCAGUUCGGGAGCCACCAAAUGUGUUGCAGAUUGAUGGUGAAUGGAGGUAUGAUGCUAGGUCAUCUGCAUUGGAGUGGUCGAUUCUUCUUAUUGACAACACUAAUAGAAGUGGAUCAAUGGAGUUCGUUGUGCCUUCAGCUGACCCUUCUGCUUUCUUCCCCAUCACCAUCGGAUUUACUGCAGCAAAAACAUUUAGUGAUGUAAAGGUUGUGAAUGUGAUUCCUUUAAGAGGAGGUGCUACCCCGAAGUAUGCUCAGAGGAUACAACUAGUCACCGACAUUUACCAAGUUGUUUGAUAUUCAAGUGGAGGUCGCCAGCAGAAAAAUCAGAUUCCCCUAUACUAAGUUUUGUGAGCAUCUGAAGAACUUUGUUCGCUGAAAAUCGUCUUCACUAGUAUUGCUUUUUGUUAUAAAUUUAAAAAAUUGUGGUUCAUACGAGAGACUUCUAUUUACUUAACAAUUACAAUGCUAAGUAAACUGAGAAUGAACAUGGGAAGAUGGAUUAUGUCCAAAACAAAUGGAUGAAUGAGAAAACUAGCAUGAGUUUAUCCGGAGUUGUCAUCAACUGGAAUGAAAUUGGGUGUGUUUUAGUUGGGUGAGGUUGAGCUUGUUUCCAACCUGCUGCCUUUUAUUAAAUUGAAACAUGACAUGGGAGCAGAAAAUUAUGAAAAUGUGCCAAUUAAAAAAAUUAACUU